This is a messenger RNA of Thelazia callipaeda (thelaziosis nematode), 1014 nucleotides long. NCBI's taxonomy places the organism in Eukaryota, Metazoa, Nematoda, Chromadorea, Rhabditida, Thelaziidae. The record is from the annotation of a GenBank genome assembly.
AUGGACUGGGAAGAGUUGGAGGAACUGGCGAUGAGGCUAGUGAGAAUAGACGUCAGAUUAGCGAAGGCUAAAAAAGCCAGGGAUGAAUAUGUCAAUUUUCUGCAAAAAAAGUAUCCUUCCUGGAAACCACCUGGAUUGAUGGCACUCAAACCAUCAAAAAUUUUUUAUGAAAUGGAAUUACUUUGCACCCAUAAUCAGUCUAAACAUGUACAAGUUGUGGAUAAAACUGGUCGCAAAUAUUUUCGCAAUUCUGGAAGAUCCUUUUUUAAUCCAAACGUUUCGCAAGCAGAAUUUGAUAAUUUUGAACAAUACAGAACUAAAUCAUCGAGAAUUAAAAGAUCAAAACUUAGUUUGAGCUCUAUUUCCAGCGAUCAAGUGUUUGAAUCUGAUGUGGCUAAAAUCAGAAAAGGACUUGAUGAAAUAAAUAAAAAUUUAAACAAUCUCCAGGAACGACGAUUUUAUUUAUUCACUGAACGACCAAAUGCAUCUCAAAUAAAACUACAACACCACCAGACUCCCGCAGUUGACAAUUCAUCGUCCUCGUAUAAGAAAAAUAAUCAGAAGGAAGAUUUGAUGCAAGAACAUGCCAAUAAUAUUUCCGAGGAUAAUUAUGACAAUUAUGGAGUAUGUCUUGAGAAUUUAUCUGAUGAUGUGAAUAAGACAUCUGAUAAUCUCAAAGAGAAGCAAGAAGGCAAAAUUGAUCCCACCGUUGAAUUACUUGAAGCAAAAUCAGUUAUGCAAACAUCGCUACCACAGAAAAUACUAAAAACAAGUAAAAAGGAAGAGUUCAAACACGUGGAAGUAGCCGAGAAGUCAAAAUAUGAAAAGAAUGAACACACAACUGAGAUUCGGAAUCAGUCUGCUGCAACAAAUGAUGGAUUGAGUUUUUUGGAGAAAAUUCUUGGAUCUUCUGCUUUCAACAAACAAUUAGAGUCAGAACAUGACUUCAAGAAUGAGAAACCAACUGGAUUUAGCGGAAUCGAAGAGGAUUCUGACUCAGAUUUCUUCGCGUGA